This is a messenger RNA of Anopheles stephensi (Asian malaria mosquito), 1716 nucleotides long. RefSeq lists its product as uncharacterized. NCBI's taxonomy places the organism in Eukaryota, Metazoa, Arthropoda, Insecta, Diptera, Culicidae. Bases 355 to 1623 code for a protein of 422 amino acids. The record is from RefSeq and is a predicted model, not a curated record. The transcript has 3 exons.
GGGAAUUACUUCAGCAGUGUUCCAUUUCUUUCACUUUCUUCGGUCGGCUCGAUCACCCGGUCUCUGUUGCUCUGGUGGACUCGAGUCGGUGGUGUCCAAUCUGCGACACGGUCAUCUUUCAACGGUCUUUAAGGCAAAGAAGUGAUCUGCAGCAGACAGUUUUAUAUCGCGUGUUGCGCUGCACGCAACGAUUGCAGGAUUACUAUAGAAACGGGAAGCAAUAGUUGAAGUCAUAGUUUGCUGUGAGUGUUUUUUUAUUCAAGUGUUGUUAGGACAGUGUACGUUACAAUGGUAACUCGAUUCGAAGAAUAGGUUCGAGCACGAUCGAACGCACGCCGGAACAUUCGCAGCGAGAUGGAACUCCAUUUGAUGAUAUCCAAACUGAUCACAUUCAGUUGUCUCGUACAGCUGUCAACCUGCCUGCCCUUUUCCUUUCCCGACGGCAGUAGAAGCGCCUCCAGCACAUCGACCGCCCAACGACGCCAGGAAGCAUUCGAAGGGCGAAGCAUUCGUGGGAACGGCGGCGGAUCGUCCAGCAAAAAUCAAUUUCCCGACAUUUACAGCCGCUACCAGGUGCACGAGAAUGAUCCCGAUCCACCGGGAGUAAGACCAACGGCAGGCCCGUUUCUUGAUCGACCAGGAUCGAUUACACCACCACCGCCCCGCUACACAACACGUUCCGAUCGUCCCAAUGCGUCGUUCAAUCGUUUACCGCCCACGAAAAACGAUGAACCGAUUCAGGCCGAACCGGCCAUAGACUAUGACGAUGGGGAUGAAGAGGACGUUGGGGAGGAAGAGGAACAACCCGACAAACCGGUGACCGCAGCCUCUGCUCCACUAUACAGACCUCCGGUGGGAAGUUACGGUGGAGGUGGCUCCAACACGUUCAACAAUAUUUUUACUGGCUUUAACGACAAGUUUGGAGGUGGAUUGGGCGGUGGACUCACCUCGUUGUUCGGGGAAAACAGACACAAGUUCAAGUUGAAACGACGUAAGCCGGGCCAACCCUGCAUCCCUUACAGUUUGUUCCACAAGCUCCGGUAUGGGCGAGAUCUGCAGGGUAAUCCGGUCGAUCCAAAAACGCUGCUACCGCAUCUGAACCUUGUCCUGGCGGAUGUGAACUAUUUCGCGCCAAACAAUAACUAUGGUGGUGGCGGUGGUGGUGGCAGUGUUGAUUUCCAUUCAGACACUGGGACUGGUGGGGCUGUGUUUAACAACCACUUCUACGAUGCCGUUGGCGGAUAUCCUUGCCAGGGUGUAUCGUUCGGCGGUGGAUUGCCACACAAACCUUUCAAACCGCACCGACCACACGGUGGACCGUUAGGGUUCUUCGGACAGGGUGGUCUGUUCGAUUGGGUAUCGUCGGCGGAUCAGGUGCAGGGUGAUGAAGGUGUUGGCGAAACGGGAGGCACCAGUGGCAAUCGGCCAACCGUAGUGUUUAAUCUGAACGAUGCGAUCGAUAGUGUGGCUACCAACUGGAGACCGGGUGAAAGCUUCCAAAUGAUGAUGGGAGUCAUCGCGAACUUUAUCACACAGGUCGCAGGAACGGCGGCAGCCCCGGUAGCCGACGUUGCGACCGAUGUACGAAAAAUUAAUCGCGAAUUCUUUAGUUUGUUUGGUUGAAAGACCGUUGUUAAAGUUUGUAGAGGUUAAGGAAAGAAAAUACCAUGACAUAAGGAGAAGAUAAUAAAAUGGAUGCAUGUGUUUGCAGUUUGA